Messenger RNA from Fusarium pseudograminearum CS3096, 462 nucleotides. RefSeq lists its product as uncharacterized. Bases 1 to 462 code for a protein of 153 amino acids. NCBI's taxonomy places the organism in Eukaryota, Fungi, Ascomycota, Sordariomycetes, Hypocreales, Nectriaceae. The record is from RefSeq and is a predicted model, not a curated record. The transcript is spliced from 2 exons.
AUGGCGGAGCCAUUCACAGCAGGAGGAGAGAAGAGGAGGACACGUGCCUCCGCUGACGAACCGACCACGGAGCGGAGCGCAGACAUUGAGGAGGGUUGGGGAGAUGGUACUCUGCUGCACGGGUUGGUAGAUGUCACUGCGCACAUAUCCUCACCCGAUGUUUUCGCCAAGGGACUGUAUGCAACGAUCAUUGAUGACCUCGGACCACAGAUGCAUCGACCGGAUAGAAGGACUAUUGAGGGGGCCGGUCUGGCUCAACACCAACAGACAAAACGCCAAGCAGAAGAUUUUUCGAGACACACCCAGGUCCAGGUCAGAUUCCCCGAUGGUUUCUUGUUCUCGAUGAGGCACAUCGCUUGGGGCGAAAACGCCCAGGACGCCAAGCGAAAGGAAGAUGACCUAAAACUAAACGUCCCAAACAAGAGACCGAAUGAAAAGUCCAACGUUGUGUCUGUCGCUUAA